GUAAGCGAAGGGAAGGUCAAGCAGCCAAAUGGUGCACCGCAGUAUGCAUACUUACUGCCAGAGUUGUGCUAUCCUACUGGUCUCACCGAUGCUAUGAGGAAAGACUUCAGACACAUGAGAGAGCUAUCAAGACACACUCGAUUAGAUCCGGAAAAAAGACGUCAAACGACCGAGAAGCUCUUGACAAUGAUACAUCAAAAUGAGAAAUGCUGUGCCUUACUAGAUCGAUGGGGUAUUAUUUUGGAUAGAAGACUAGUCUCAUUCCAAUCAAGGGAACUGGAUCCUGAAAAGCUCUUUGGACUGCAUCCGGAAGGUUAUGUUGGUCAGCGGGCUGAAUGGGCCAAAAAUGUUCGUUACAAUGGAAAUUUCCGUGGUGUGUCCUUGAGAAAUUGGGUUGUGAUUUCGCCAAACACUUCUGAAGCUGAUCGUCUGUCGAGCCUCUUCAUAGAAGAGGUCAAACAAGUCGGACAUGUGAUGAGAAUUGACGUGAAUUAUCCAAUGAUACAAAUUUGCAAAGAUGCAUCUCAAUCGUCGUACCAUGAAGCCGUAAAAAUGGCCAUUGAAAGGGUAAGUUUCAUAGUACACACUUGUAGUACUAAAAAUAGCCUAGUUUCCGCGCCCAAGUGCCGACUACGGCUGUGCCGUACCGAUGAAUUUCUAGGUAAUGUUGCUCACCUGAGCUCACUCCACAGUAUUGUGAGAGUUCAGUUGUUGAUGCGCAUCUGA
Molecule: messenger RNA, 726 nt
Organism: Cooperia oncophora
Lineage: Eukaryota; Metazoa; Nematoda; Chromadorea; Rhabditida; Trichostrongylidae
Source: the annotation of a GenBank genome assembly